Molecule: messenger RNA, 6069 nt
Organism: Pungitius pungitius (ninespine stickleback)
Lineage: Eukaryota; Metazoa; Chordata; Actinopteri; Perciformes; Gasterosteidae
Product: rho GTPase-activating protein 6-like
Exons: 14
Coding region: 762-2987 (741 amino acids)
Biological process (GO): signal transduction
Source: RefSeq, a predicted model, not a curated record
CCAACACUUACAACUCGUACACUUUGUUGAUAGCAGGCCAUCGUUUAAAAGAAGGAUUCAUUGGGGGAUGAAAUGCUUCAUAAAUGCAGGCUGUGCAUUUACCGCUCAAGUGAGGAAAAGUCUUUGUCUGUGUCCAGCACAUGACCGACCAAAGCAACUGCUCGCUCUUAUCAUCCUUGGACCCUCUUCAGCCUGAGUGCUGCCACCUGUCGAGAUACACCCCGCCCUCCCUCCUUUUCCACCCAACACCUCUUUGGUCUCCAUUUGUUCUACUCUUUGCGGUGUCUCUUAACAUUUUGCUUCCCUUGUUUUUACUAUCUUCAGAUUCUCUCUCUGGACUUCACAAUAACGAGAGCAAACAUUUCUAGAAUGCACCGCACUCUCCUUACCUGCUGAUGUGUGACCUUGUUGAAUUGCAGUAGGCGUGUUUGUUUUACUCUCCUGCCGCUCCCAGUACACACACCUCCGCUAUAACACCCCGCAUAACGCAGAACGCAAGGGCUGUUUUACCGAACGGACGAAUGGACAGUUUGUCGAUUUGCCCAAAAGACGAGAGGUAUUGAUGCUCAGAGCGUCUGCAACGAACAGCCGCGCUCACGCACGUGUGCGUGGGCGGAUGGCACCAACCAUCCACGCGGCUCCUUAGUCAUCGGCACGGCGAGCUUAUUUACAUUUACCACAACAUUUCCUAAGCACACUCUGACCCAGAAGGAGAACUUCACAGGAGUGGACGUCUUGUUCGCAGGAGCGAAGCACCAGGAAUGCAGACAGAUACGGGUGACUUCACCUGGAGCAGCCUGUCGGGGCGGAGCGUGCGCCUGUCGCCGGUCGCCAUCCAGAACCUGUCGGAGCUGGAGAGGGCCAGGCUGCAGGAAGUAGCCUACACCCGGCUGCACCAGGACUACGACCUGGGGUGUCAGAUCACCAUGCCAAAAGACGGACAGAAGAGGAAAAAGUCGCUGAGGAGGAAGUUGGACUCGCUAUCAAAAGAGAAGAGCAAAGAUAAAGAAUGCAUACCCCAAGCCUUCAGCAUAGGGCUACCCCAGGUCAUCGCCAAUGACAGAACACACAGGCAGCGUCAGGACGGCUACCGCCAAGACCCGCCGCAGCGCGAGGAGCACAAGGACUCAUCCGACCUCGUUUCGUCCAUCCUACAGUUUGCCACCAAGCGGCCGUCCAACAAGGAGCUGUCCAGCAGUAACUCCUCUCUGAGCUCCACGUCGGAGACCGCCAACGAAUCCACGUCGCCCAACACGCCCGAGGCCGCGCCCCGAGCACGCAGGAGGGGAGCCAUGUCGGUGGACUCCAUCACGGACCUGGACGACAACCAGUCGCGCCUGCUCGAGGCCCUGCAGCUCUCCCUGCCGGCCGAAACGCCCAACAAAAAGGAGAAGCACCGGGACAAGCGGCUGAGCCUCAACCCCAUCUACCGCCAGGUGCCCCGAGUGGUCGACAGCUGCUGUCAGCACAUCGAGAAAUACGGUCUGCAGACUGUUGGGAUCUUUCGAGUGGGAAGCUCCAAGAAGAGAGUCCGACAGCUACGCGAGGAGUUUGACCGCGGCAUCGACGUCCAGCUGGACGAGGACUACAGCGUGCACGACGUGGCUGCUCUGCUGAAGGAGUUCCUCAGGGACAUGCCCGACCCUCUGCUCACCAAGGAGCUCUACACAGCCUUCAUCAACACCACAUUGUUCCGUGACCCGGACGAGCAGCACGCUGUCACUCAGCUGCUGGUCUACCUGCUCCCAGCAUGCAACAGUGACACACUCCACCGCCUCCUGGAGUUUCUGUCCACUGUUGCUGACCACGCCCACGACCGGCAGGACAAGGACAGACAGGAGGUCACGGGGAACAAGAUGACGUCUCUGAACCUGGCCACCAUCUUUGGCCCCAACCUGCUGCACAAGCAGAAGAGCUCGGACAAGGAGUUCAGCGUCCAGAGCUCGGCCCGAGCCGAGGAGAGCACGGCCGUCAUCGCUGUGCUGCAGAGGAUGAUCGCCAGCUACCAAACACUCUUCGUGGUGCCUCCUGAUCUCCAGAACGAGGUUUUGAUGAACCUGUUGGAGACGGAUCCAGACGUGGUCGACUACCUUCUGAGAAGAAAAGCCUCACAGAGUCCCGACCUGUUGCAGUCAGAGGAGUCCUUCUCCCUCGGCGAGCGGCGCUCCUCCAGCGACUCCAACAAGGUGUCCAGCGGCGAGGUGUCGCCCUACGACAACAACUCCCCGGUCCUGAGCGAGCGGAGGGGCGGGGAACCGGGGAGCCCGGGCGGCGAGUCGCUCUUCUGCGUCCCGGAGCAGUACGCCCUGGUGGGGCAGGUGGCCGGCUGGAGCAGAGAGCCCGGCGCCGACACGUGGGGAAGCAAAGACGCUAUAUCAGAAGAGCACGCUAACAUUUGGGGAACGUGGCACACGACGCUUAAACCGACACAUAAGGACCACGGAUACACAGGUUCCCAUGGCAACGUGUCAGAGGGAAGCUCUCGCAGCUCGCAGGAAGGUCUCGACGGACUCCAUGGCGACGGGCGGCAGCAAGCAACGCUGCGGCGAACAGAGACGGCACCCGGCGUGGGCGAGUGCCGGCCCCACCCCCCGGUCGCCAGAGCGUGCACCGCCCCCCACGUGGAGCCGGGGCCGCUCGACGCCGACCCCCGUGCGGCGUCGCACCUCAACAGCGGCAGGGGGCUCCACCGAGCGAGCGGACACGCGCCACUUAACCCGCCCGCCAGUCCCCAAGGCGGGGGGACCGGCGGCGGCAGCCGCUCGCCGCCCCCUUACGAGGCUCGCCGCCGCGCGGCCAGUUCGCACAGUUCACCUCAGCCGGCCCAGCGGCCCCCUCCGCAGCACGCAGGGCCUCAGGCCUCGGUGGCGGAGAGCCCGAUGGCGCCCCAGAGCCCCGAGUGGCAGGACUGGCAGAGGGACCGCUGGCAGAUCUGGCAGCUGCUGUCCUCGGACAGUGCUGACGCGCUGCCCGAGACGCUGGUGUGACCUCUAACUCGCGGACUUGAUCUCAGCAGAGAUUACCAUGGCGGGACCCUCCCUCCCAUUUCAUCCUUUUUCCCGCCACGCCUCCGUGCUUCGCCCCGCACCCCCGGCGCCGUGGCGUUGUCGUUUACGUGUGCAGCUGCUGCCUUAUACAGACUUUUACAUCCAAGAGCCACUAGUAUUUCUUGUUUUUAUGGAUGCUGCCUCUGUUCCUUCUUUGCCCGUUGUGUUGCGAUUUGAUGGCCGCCAAAUAUACCUCAAAAGAACUCUGUUCUCAACGCCUCAGACUGUCACCACGCCCUUAUUUUCUAUUCACAGCAACUUCAGUCUUCAUAUCUCCAUAGAGAAGCAUUUGUUUCUUUAGUUUGUUAUAUUUUCCAUUUAUAAUCUUUAAAACUUUCUUUCAUCGACACUAACACGUACCCAUUAGUAAGCGCUGCUAUGUGUAGAAUGUCUGUGUUUGUACUGGUGUCGCAGUUCAGCCACUCCCGUCCAAAAGAUCAAAUGUUGGAUUACUUUAGCGCCAGAUAACAUUCUGAACACGCAUACACACAUGUGUGUAAAUUUGCCAAUCUGCCAAGAGUAAAUGCCCUUCAACUGACAAUCAAAAUGCUGGUGUUUUCAGACGGCUGAAUUGUCUUUUGUAAUAUUGAAUGUAGAAUAUUUCACUUUGGGCAGAAAUGUUUCAACCUAAUUGUAAAGUACUUGGCUGUAUGUUUGCUUUAAUGUGCUUUUGCCACAAGCUGCACUGCAGGUACAUUGUGCCAAAAUUGUGCCAAAGUCUCUUAUUUUCAGGAUAUUUAUCAUACAGUUGUCAUUUCAUACAAUUGUUCAUUUGGGGAAAAAAAAGAAAAAACCUUCAGUGGAAGAGUCACGAAGGCUCAUUUUUUAAGACAGUAUUUUGAACUAUUUUUGAGUGAAAAUGAAGAGAAGCCCUUUUAGUUAUUGUUUACUACAAUGUAGUGUAUAAAGAAGAACCAAUGUUAGGUCAUUUGCCAAAUAGUCAUUUUAAAUAAAUCCUUUCUGAAAGGCCAGGAGUACGAAAGAAUUUAGAGAAUCUGAAACUUUCAGGUGUCUAAAUGCAUCUUCUAUCGAGUAAUACAAUGUUUUAUCAAAAAAUGCAACUCUACAGAAAACUCCGUCCAUCUGAGCCCUGUUCCUCAUACGUGGUUCAACUAAGUCGAUCAAAUGUGCCAUUAUCCAGCUCAAAUUAACGUGAUGAUUGAUGUCAGGCUCUCGGUUGCUCAAAGGCUGAUCCGGGCUCAAACUGUCUGGUUAGUUUGAACCAGAUGUCAUCAGGACAAAUCGCACGUCACCGAAAUCAGGAUUUUUUAACAGUCCAGCGGCAAAUAAACUCAAAGGAAGAGUGUCCUUUUUCUCCGCUGACGAGCAGGAGAUGAUCAUGAACAAAUAUAAGGAGAUAAUGUGUAUUUCAAUCAUUUCUGUCGGAUGAAUUGAAAGUAUUGUGCAUUGUUUAUAACAAUAAGUAUAAAAAGCCCAAAGAGUCUAAUUGAUACGAAUGAAUAGUUAUGAGUAUACAUGUACUGUAUCAUCUUGUGUAUCAUAUGUAUGUGUGUGUGAAUCCGUGUCUGGGCCAAUCAGUAUAUAUCUAUUGUUCAUAAUCAGACAUUUGAUCAAUUGAAGCAGUGCAAUGUGGAACAUCCAGCGCCAAAUAAACAAACAAAACUUUACGAAAAGCACGACAUGCAGCGGCUUUCCAGAUGUUCUCGGCAUCGCAGCACUGUACAAACAUCAAGUGUGUGUGACAUGAGAGUGUGUGAGACUGGAUUCACCACGUGACGUAACGAGAAGAUCUUGUUGUAAUGACGUGAUUCCUCGUCUUCAGCAUCGACGGCGCUCGGACCGGACGUCGUCGUGAUGUCUUAACGGGUCUUUGUGAUCUCGGCGAACUCCCCUAUAAAGCGCUGAACUGAUAUCGCUCCUUCGUCGACGAGGAAGGAGUGGAUGACUGAUCCAGCUGGUUCAAAUGAACCGGCGCCGGAGCGAGCUUUUCGAUGUGUCGCUAUGGCGAUUUAGCCAAACCCGCUUCGGGGGAACCGAAAAAGCCUGAUCCACGUCAUCUCAUCCUGAAAAGGAUCUGGCUAACUCACUCAGCCACGUACGAGGAACGGGGCCCUGGUUUUCACGGAUUCAGAAGUAUUUCAACGUAUUAUUUGACCUACAUGUGGUCACAAACUACAUUUCCCCAAAUCAGUGUAAAUACUUUGGGUUAAUAAGCAAUGUGAUGUCAACAGUACGACAUGCACAUGAAGGGCUCUCUGACUGAUCGGUCUACGCUCUCAUUCUGGACUGAAUGUUUUAGCCUGUCUCAAAAAAAUUCUAAAAGAUUUAAUGACUCUGCAGUGGUCCAACUAGUUUGCUAAUAAAAACAAGACAAAGUUUCUCUUCUCCACUGCAAUUCUAGUAUUGUUGCCAAAUCAAACCGUAUUUCAACACACCCGACCAGUCCAAAUCCUCUCAAAUGUCAGUCAAGUGGGUAUUUGCUGGACAAAUAUUUCACGUUUUCUCAAGCUCUGGUGUAAUAUUUGCAGCCACGUCAGCAUUGUGUGGAGCUUGAUGGCUUUGCAAUGCGGUCACUGGCGCGAGAGCUUCGCGCGCGUGCAAAGAGUGGAAGGAUCGUGGCAAGGCUUUCGGCGCCACCUAGUGUCGGUCCCCGCGUGCUAGCACCGUUUCCAUGGGAUCCCUCUGAAUAAAAGCACCUUCUGUAAAUCUGGGUGGGGAAAAAAACUUGCUGCAGUUCUCUCUCUUAAAAAUGGUCUCUCCGUGCAUUGCUCAAGGUUCAUAUUUUUUUUGUGAAUUUGUUUGUAUUACUUACUGUUUUUGGUUGUGUGUUGUAAUAUAUAAAUUCAGUGUAACAAUUUUUAUUCAAGGAGUAAAAAAGAAAUAAUCCCAACUGUGCUAGCUUGACCAUGAAACUAAGAGAAAUUUAGUGCGAUGGUGUUUUAUUGUGGAUAUUUUCGGUGGUAUUUACUGGGUCCAAGUUGUAAUGGAAUGUCUGGUAAUUGCUUUUGUACCGCGUGUCACCUUCAUUAUGCUACAAUGAAAUUAAAUAUGAUAAAGUUUA